AUGCACCUGUGCACGCGCGCACUGCUCUGCGCCUCGGCACGGAGCUCGCACAGGCCUCCAGCACGCGGCCCUUUGAGGGCCCAGACUCCCGACUGCUCCCCAGCAGCACCCCAGCAGGAGGAGCAGCUGCGGCGAGGCGGGCGGGAGCCCCGGUGGCCCGAGCUGCGGCCCCCGACCCCCCCCGCCGGCCCUGCCCCGGGUGUCCUAGAACCGCCCCCCCCACGGACCCGCACGGACCCUGGGGAGGCCGCAGCCCCCCCACCACCACCGAGGCGGGCCCAGGGCCAACAGCCAGGGCGCCCCGGCAGGUCGCUCGCACCCCUUCCUUCACGCUUCUGCCUCAAACAGCCCCGGCGGCGACGUCCUUUGCCCGGAGUCGGCAAUUUGCCCGGAGUCGCCCACUUGCCGGAGCUGGAAGCCGAGGCGGACCUCGCGGGGGCUCUUACCGCUCCGGGGGCUGCCCGGCGCCGCGGGCCUGCUCCGGCAAAGGCCGGGAGAGGGGUGGGCCGGGCGCCCCCGGGGAGAGCUGACUGCCUGGGGGGGGGGGGUGCGCAGUGCACCCGGCUCCCCCCCUUCCCCCCAGAACACGGUGCCUGCAGUUUCAAAUCGCUCUCCGAGAUCCUCCGUUUCCGUGGGUGCAUCUUCCAGGGCUCCGGGGGCGAACCCGGUGUGCACCCCAUCCCCAGCGCCCGAUGCCCAGCAGGUACCCAAUCUUGGCUCAGAUACUACAACAGGCAGCCUCUAAGCUGGCCCCCCACUGAACCCUGCCUCCUACCAUUAAUGCUCUUGGGAUUUGGAAGAACAGAACGUGGCAGAAGCAGCCAUGUUUUGAACUGGCCUGCGAUGAGGGCCGCGUGACCGGGAACAGAGGGAGGCCUCCAGCCAGAAGCCUGUGAAGAACUGAAUCCUGUCAGCAACCAUGUCAGUGAGCUUGGCAUCGGAUCCUCCCCCAGCUGAGCCUUCAGAUGAGUUGGCAGCCCCAGCAGUCAGGUCAGCGUUUCCUGCCUCCUCCUGGAAGACCUUCAGCCCUGAGGCAGCCGGUUAAGCCACGCCUGGAUUCAUGACCCAAAGAAACUG
Messenger RNA from Canis lupus familiaris (dog), 1077 nucleotides. RefSeq names its product translation initiation factor IF-2-like. The transcript is spliced from 3 exons. NCBI's taxonomy places the organism in Eukaryota, Metazoa, Chordata, Mammalia, Carnivora, Canidae. The record is from RefSeq and is a predicted model, not a curated record. Bases 1 to 858 code for a protein of 285 amino acids.